CCUGUGGAUUUGAUUUGUACAGGGCUGCCGUUUUACUGGCCUUACGCUGGAGAACCCAGAGAAAAUGAGUGAUGGAUUGGUUCAAUUGCAAUCCAGCUCUCACCAUAAAAAUCUGCUCAAUGCCAUGUGGAAGCUAAGGACCAUGGGAAACCUGUGUGACAUCACGGUACAGGUGGAUUUUCAAGAAGAGCUGGAGGAGUUUGAAGCCCAUCGGGUGGUCCUCGCCGCAUCCAGCGGUUACUUCGAGUCCCAUCUGUUAGCUAAUGACCAAGUGAAAAAGAUAUUCUUGUGUGACUUCUUACCACAUGCAUUUGAGAAAUUCUUAGAGUAUGCGUAUUUUGGAAAAAUCGAGGUGGAGAAGAGUUACAUCAGCACCGUACUGCAAAUGGCUAAACUCCUGAAGUGCCAGGACUUAGUGGAUGCUUGCGAGGCAGAAAUUCCCAGCGGCGUUUCAGAUGAAACCCUGCAGAAGGAUGGCGUGGAUUCAAAUACUCCAAAAACUGAAGUCAAGACCAAACAAGAACCUGUGAAAAGAGCGAUGAAGAGAAAAAAGUCUUUAAAAGUGCCUGAAAAUGUGAAGGAGACAGAACCAGACAGGAGAAGCAGGAGGUUAGCGGGUCGCAGAGUGUCUGUAGACUCUCCUCUGAAAAAGCCAAAGAGAAAGCAAGCAGAAACCCUUGAUGAAUCCGGCACAGCAGAAGAGGAGCAAACGCCCCAAGAUCCCGAGGCAGAAUCAUCACGGGACGCAUUGGGUGAAAAAGACACUUGCGAUGACACUGGGUCAGAAUCCGCUCAUGAUGUGCCUGAAGAAGACCCUCAAGAAUCAGACUUCCAGCCUAAUGAGGAAAUGGAUGAAGCCGAGAAGAAAAUCAAGAGAGGAACCGCAAAGUACAGAUGUGAGAAAUGCAGCCGUUCAUUCUACUAUGAAAAGAGCUAUCUGAAGCACUUGAAGGUCAACCACGGGGUCCAGAUGGACACCACGUUUCGCUGUGAUGUCUGCCAGCAGACGUUCGCCAACCGCUGCAACCUGAAAAUCCACCAGCGGCACGUGCACAAUGAUGAGAGGCUCUUCCCAUGCGAGAUCUGCAACAAAACCUUCAAGCGCAAGAAGGACGUGACCCGCCACAGGCGACAGGUGCACGAGGGCGGCACGGACAGACACUACUGCCACAUCUGCGGCAAAUCUCUGAGCUCCAAAACCGCCCUGACGCUGCAUGAGAGGACACACUCGGGGCACAAACCCUUCAAAUGUGAUGAGUGCGGAUCUAGAUUCUCCCAGAGUUCAGCACUCAAGACACAUCAAAGGAUCCACACUGGAGAGAAACCUUUCGCCUGUGACCUCUGUGAUGCCAGAUUUACCCAGAACCACAUGCUGUCUUAUCACAGGAGAUGCCACACAGGUGAAAAGCCAUUCAUGUGUGAGAACUGUGGGAAGAGCUUUGCAUCCAAAGAAUACCUGAAACAUCACAACAGAAUCCAUUCAGGAUUCAGACCCUACAAAUGUGAAACCUGCGGAAGAGCAUUUGCACAGAGGAACUCCCUCCACCAGCAUAUGAAAAUACACACUGGUGAAAGACCGUAUCAUUGUAAGGACUGUGAUAAGCAGUUCACUCAACUCAACGCCCUGCAGAGGCAUCAGAGAAUCCAUACGGGAGAGAAGCCGUACAUGUGCAGCAUGUGUGGAAGAACGUUUACAGACAAAUCCACCGUACGCCGGCACACCCUGGUAAAGAACCUGCCACUUUUCACAUUCAAACUCAAGGACAAGGCGGUGGCCGCUGUUUCCGAAGCGCAGGCUCCAGAGAGCGACACACAGAAGACCCAAGAAGUGGUGGCUGUGUCCGGAGAGCCCGUAACCAUUUCCGGAGACUGGGCCGGACCUGGAACCAUCGCGCUGGUCAGCCACACGGCCCUGGGCGGCCUCACGGUCAUCCAGACUGAAGUGCCCGCAGGCACGCAACUGCAGCCCUUAGUCACCACGGACGGCACCAGCGUGAUCUCUCUGGAUGCUUCUGUGGUCGGGAUGCCCGUGACCGUUCCCUUUUCCAUCCCCAUUUCAGUCGCACAUUCCAUCAGCGUGUCUCCAUCGAUAUCCGGUUCUGUGCCCAUCACCAUCACCAGUCACAUCUCAGACACCUUACUGGCUCCGGCAAUGACUGCGGCGACAUCAGAAGCUGAAGCAACAGAGAACGGUCUGACUUCGGCUGCAGUCGAUGGGUGUGUAUCGGUCCAGGCUGUUACGGUGGGAGAGAUGGACUGUGCAGACAUCCAACAGGAAGUCAGUGAAAGCAUACACACUGCAGAGACUUCAAACAACAUCGAAAUCUCAGUAGGAGAGUAGAUUCUACCUGAUUCAGUUGAAAAUACUCAAUCAUGUCACAAUCAAGCAUUGCUUUAAAUUAUCAGCUGUAAAUAAAUCUUUUGCUUUAUGAAACCAUCUAUAAUGUGCUUAACUAGUAGAAUUCUUAAAUCACAAUGUUAAAUUUUGCUUGGGUUUGUUUUUGACAACAUGUAUGAUUUUCCCUUCCAUUUCUAGGGUAUGUCUUGUCAUUAAAUAGUUUUUUAGUGAUUCUUGUAAAACCAAAAAACUUUUUUUUUUGUCAGUAAUGCUCUUUGCUAAUAUUUAUUAUGCUCAACACUACAAGUACAUAACACAAUUCUUCAUUUUUAGUAUCCUAUUAUGUGUAUAACCAUGA
Messenger RNA from Sinocyclocheilus rhinocerous, 2696 nucleotides. Its product is annotated as GDNF-inducible zinc finger protein 1-like. Bases 65 to 2341 code for a protein of 758 amino acids. Gene Ontology annotation, molecular function: RNA polymerase II cis-regulatory region sequence-specific DNA binding; DNA-binding transcription factor activity, RNA polymerase II-specific; protein binding. The record is from RefSeq and is a predicted model, not a curated record. Lineage: Eukaryota; Metazoa; Chordata; Actinopteri; Cypriniformes; Cyprinidae. The transcript has 6 exons. Gene Ontology annotation, biological process: regulation of transcription by RNA polymerase II.